UGUUGGUGCUGAUAUUUGCAACGUUCAGUCCGUCCACCACCACAUCAAAAGCUGGCUUCCUCUCCACAAAUGCCUUAAACCUCUCCAACUCCUGAGCAGACACAACCAGACAGUAAGCCCCAAAAGAGUGAGAUUAAUGUAUUGAAAUAAAAUAGGUCAGUGGAGAUGCAGAUUUAAAAAAAACUUAUAAAAAGAUAAGUCCAGUUACAUCUAAAGAAUCAGCAGCUUGCUUAAAAACAGUUUUUUGUUUCAUCAUAGAGGCUGUAAGACUUUAUGGAUGCAUGUUCAUAUUAACAGAUGCUUCUUCUGGAUUUGUAUAAUGCUGUGAAAAGACUAGUACUCUGCUCGACCAACAAGACAAAAAUGUAUUGUCCUGAUGGCAAGUCUUUUAGCAUGCACUUAAAACCAGUGAGGCUUUAAUGUGAAGAUGAGCAUAUUAACAAAUGAUUUUUUACAAUUGUAACAGUAAAAGCUAGGUGUGCAAGAAUGAAAACUUUUAAGGCUGAUGGGAAUUCAAAACUGAAUUACAAAGUCAGAUUAUAGAACUACUUACAGCUGAAAAAAUGAACAGCAUUUAAAGCUGCUGGGAUGAGUUUUUAGCAGACUGAAAUUAACACUGAUGUCUCUUUAUGGCCCAGCAAUUCAAAGAAGACCAUCUAUUAGUACAAACACUUCUAUAACUGUCUAUACAGUUUUUUUUUUGUCUGAAACCAGAAGCAGGAGGGUGUCAGACCAGAAGUGUUGCACUGUAUGCUGCUGAUAUGACCUUUUUUCACAUGCAGCACAGCAAAAGACUUGAUGAGCGAUACAUUUAGCUAUAAAAAAGAGAACAGUGUGUCAGGCCAGACUAGAUGAAAAGAUACUGAAGACCAAAAGGCAGAUAUGAUAACUCCAGAGAAAAAACUGCAUGAGGCUGUAAAAUGACUUCAAUUAAACCUGGAGAGAGAAAGGAAUAACUGUUUAAUGUACAUUUACAAAGGGGAAGGCAAUUAAAACUUUUGAAAAGGCCAACAGUUCAAUCUGGUUAAUGGGGAUCUACUAAGAUUUUCAUAACUUAGUUAGAUAGUUCUUUGUUACACCCCAAAUAAAAAUAAGCAGUUGUAGCAGUGAUGGGAAAAUGUGGGCAUUUAAAAGCCAAUCACACAUUUUCUGGCUAUGUAUAAAAAUACAAACUUUUUGGGACAGGGUUACUCUGAAUCAGCAACAAGAUACUCAGAAACACCCAGAUCAUGUACUUGGGCCUGAUUACCAGAAACAUAAAUAAAAAAAAGGAACCUCAGCCUUUUUUAAUCCUGAUACUUGCACGUAAAAAGGCCAUCACAUGAGAUGGAUCAAAAAGGAUUUGUCAAACCCAGCAUUGGUUAAAUAUUAUGAAGGAAAUAAACCCCAUGGAAAAACUGACUCAUUAUCUCUGAACUAAAGCACGGAGUCACGACAAGACUGAAUAAAAUGGACUGAGUCUCAUAAAAAGAGUCUGCUGUCAUCUAACCUGGGCUCAUACUACCGAAUAUGAGGAUGUAGGUAGAGAGUAACCCCUGCUACAUUUGUAGGCUGGUGAAGUUUUGUGGUUUCUGUUCUGAUUUAAUUCUAAAAAGUAAAACAAGAAAAAAAGAAAGAAAGACAGAAGAAAUAAAGAGCAGAAUGAUUUUGUUAUGAAGACAACCUAUUUUCACAUGCACAGGAAAGACUGCUUUGUUCAUGGGACUUCCUCUCUGGAGCUUUCCUGGUGGUGUUGGUGGUUUGUCCUGCUGAUCACUCUGUGAUUUAAUUGGACUUUUAGCUGUUUUUUUUUUUUUGUAUCUGCUUUCCUGAUCAUGGUUAUAUAUAUGUAAAUUAGGCAUGCUGCACAGAGACCUCCUUCACGUAACCCUCAUGAUAAAAUAUGAAUCUGUUUGUGAUGAAACUUUGGUGUCUUUCAGUGAUGCUGCUGUCUAUUUAGGAUGUAACAACAGGAAAAAGUCCUUUUUACAAAAUCAAAGCAAAAAAGAGCUAAAUGUCACGUGAAACUUAAAUCUUCAUGAAUCUGUAACAGUCAAAAAAAAUCCACUCAGCCAGUCACCCCUAAGUGAUCUCUUCUUUUCAAACAGGGAAAGUAUUUUUUAAGUUCAAAGGUAAUUUAUUUUACUCUUGUUGAGGGCAGACACUUGCAAAAGUUCACUUUGAAAUAUUUCUUUUGGUUGGAUAAAAAGCAGAAAUCCUCUUUUAACAGAUUAACUAAAUUUUUUUUCUAAUAUCUUUGGUAAACUCAAGUUUUAACUACUAACUCUAUUUACUUAGUUAGGGUCGGUUUUUCUUACGUUUUAUUGAAAUUAUCCUUCAUUGCAGAGCUCCAGAAAUGAGUCCUAUUUCAUGUAUAUUUAGAUGAAUGAGCAGACUUUCCCAUUUGUAGUCACAGUGACAAAUCUAGUAUCUGUCUGACUAAAUACGUAAAGUGCCAGAAAUGUGCAGAGAAGUCUGCAGAUUUAGAGUCAUGUUCGUCAUUGUGUUCUCGCAGCACAGCUCAGCUCCACCUGUGAGCUGACUGGUCUGAUGGUUGGCUGCUUUUCUCACUGACUGAUCACAGGCCUGCCAGUAAUACAUCUGCUUCUGUCUUUCCUUCUCAUCACUGAGCUGACAAAAAGCCAGCUGGUUGCUUACAGCUCUGCAAUAUGACACAGUUUUAGAGCUUAUAAAAUGUACUCAUUUACACUUUGAUACAAUUUGUUUUUCCUGGUUGUUUAAAUUGAACGGUCAGUGGAACGAUCUGUACUUUGCCCGUCCUACAUUUGGUCUUCCUGCAUUUUGACAGUCUAAAACUCAGAUGUACUGCCUCUAAAGUGGCCAGCAUCAGAUAUGUUAGUGAACAGUUUUAUGUGGAAACUAUUUAACCCUGAUUUUCACAAACUAUAACUUAAAAAGGAGAAUGGCUGAAAUACAAUCAGCUGAAUAUUUCUGUGUCAUCUGUUUGAAAGAGAAUGCUAACAUUUUUUCUUAAAGUGCAAGAAAUGAGGAAGGCUUCAGUCUAAAUAAUAUUCCGGGCAGUGAGUACAAUAUUCUGUUACAGCUAUGAAACACAACAGGAAAGCUUUGCUGAAAUUUAUGACGGGCCUCUCCCAUGUGAACACUGUUAGUACUUUCACUUUUAGAGAGCGGCAGUAUGGAAAUGGGUUGCUGUGAAUUCCCCUGGACUUGGAACUUGACUGUGCGCCCUAUCACAGGCGCAAAAUCAAAAUGUGUCAGUAAAAAUGUAAAUAGGCUGUAAUAUUCCUCCUCUAAUGAAACUGUACAUCAGAUUAGAGGCCAGCAAAAUCCUGCUGAUGCACACAUGAACACACUUAUCUAGUCUGCAACAACAGAGUGCAGUUUCACAUCAGAUCCUAGAGGGACUUAGAAAAGAGAAAAAAUGGAUGAUGUACAGAUAAAAGUUCAGGAGAUAACAUAAAAAAGUGACCAUGGUAGAGAAAGUAUGCAAAUCUAGUUGAAAAGGAUUAAAGUUUGAGAGGAACGUUGGGGUGAGAGGAGGAGACAGAGAAUGAAGAGACAGAGAGAAAGUCCAGUAUAAUUAUCCAGGGACUUUCCAGGGCUGAUAUGUGAAACCAGCUCAUUGUGCUGCUGUGGAUUAUAUGACUGCUUAAAACAAACACACACUCAGACAAACAGACACAUUUGCACCUGCAUAAAUAGGCUUCUGUGCCAUUUAUGCACCAUGGCUAGACAGUACUUUUUAAAAACUACUAACAGCUUGAAAACUAAUGCAUAAAAUCAGACAUGAGAAAACAAGCUAUCGUAACACCCUUUGAUUCUGAUUCAACAAUUUGAUAGGAGAUCCUGUUUUUUAGAUCAACCAUUUCAUUGUGCGACUUUUCGUAAUCAUUUUGUUUUCAUUUGAAGUUUCAUAGUUUUCUCUUUUGAAAUGAAUAAAAAUACAGAUUACAAUGUCUCUCCUCAUUAUAAGGAUAAGUGACAAAGAGGCUCAUCAAAUAGGUCAAAAUAAAUACAUACACUUUUUACAUUUACGUUGUAAAAGUGUUUACGUUCUACAUUUAUGGAUGAUUAUUUUACUAAAAUAGCAGGCUAAAGGAUAAUAGGAAUGAGUAACAGCUAACGUUGUUUGAAUCAUUUUUCUGGGGCCUUUUAAUGCCUGUAUUUGACAGAUAUGACUGUGAAUAUAGGACAGAAAUGUACAGAGAGAUCGGGGACUGAGACGCAGCCACCUGUGUCAUGGACCAUAGCCUGUGCUUAGUGGUGCAGAUAACCACUGGGCAUCCCAGAAAGACAAGUAUUGUUAUAACAUUUAAAUAUUUUCUCAUCUCAUGUAAAACAUUUUUGGUAAUGUUUUGUGGAAUUUUCUUUGUAAUGAGCUGUAAACGAAAAAGCUCUUUCACUGGAGUAUUUGCUGCAUGUUUAAGUGUUCAGAAAAACUCCAAGCUUUGCUAUUUUCUUGGUAACACUCCUCAACACAGCAACAUUUGAAACUACAGUUUCAGAAAUGAACUUUUCUUUUGACUGUAUGUAAAAAAAAAAGUUUCACUGAUUUGAUUUAUGGAGAUGCAUCCCUGCAUGGCUUUCUCACAAGUUCUCCAGUCUCUGAUUACUUUUGUACGUAAACAAGUGUAGUAAGAUUGCUGUCUGCAUUGUUGCAUGUGAGUUUUUCUCAGUCAGUUUGUCUGGGCACAAGAAUAUAAAAAAGACAAACUCAGCUCUUUUUCCCCCUCCUGCAGUUUAUUUCCUUACUCUCUUCCUUUAUCAGUCUGCAUCUGCUGCUUUACUGUUGUCUGAGGCCCUCUGCAUGCCCUCAUAAUGAAUCGCCUUGAAUUGGAAAUUAAUAAAGUCGAGUUAAAAUGUCUGGCUCUCUUCCUCAGUAUGUCUCCUUGGUGGGAGGCAGUUGUGGUCCAGAUUCACAUGGUGCUCCACAUGCUGGAAAUCCCCUAAAUUUAACCGUUCCACUGACAAACUCCCCCAGACUUCAGAAAAACGGAAAACACAAGCAAACUAUCUCACAGUGAGAAAAUUAAAGAUUACAGAUUACAUUUAAAUUUAUUGCUAACAAUGUGCCAAGAUUUUCCAGGACCUAUGAAAGGUGAUUUUCCUUAUUGACACUGGCAGCUACAGUCAAUGCCUUCAAAUCCAGUGAAAAGCUUGUGUCUAUCUGGCUAUUUAACAUCACAGUGUGUGUGUAUGCAACCAAGAUCAGAUGAUAACUGCCUGAUUUUAACUCUAUAGAUGUAUACAGUCUUCAUUUUAUGUUUCCUUGUUCUUAAACUGGUUCGUGCUGACCUUAGUGCCAGUAUUUAGAUCCUGAUAAUCUGUUCAUGGUGUUGGUUCAUCAGACAGGUGUGUGUGUACCAUCACUUGGCAAACUUUGAGUGGACUGAUACACUUGAUGUCUUUGGCCUUCAAAUACACACUGUGUUCACAGUGUAAUAUCAUGAACUCAGAUUCUUCAAUGCAUGUAAAAUAUGACAAAUUCUUAGCACAAAGCAGCAGAGUAGUCUGACACCUCGUAAAACUCAUUUCUUUGUAAUUUUGACUAAGAUGAUUAAGAUCAUUCCAGCAGUUACCAGUCAGAUCUGUGUGACGUUGUAUGUGCAGAACAGAAGACGGGGAAAUAUCGAACAUCAGACUAAUUAGCAUGCGGCAUCUGGUUUGUUUGAUAUGUUAAAUAAUUGAGGACUAAAAAUGACAAUUUGCAUGUUUCUGUCACGCAAGACCCACUUUUACCAAACAACAGGGUAAUAAUGUAGAUUAUUCAAGGAGUUUUUGACGCAGCUGUGUUCUCAAAGCCUCUCUGGGGAACUUGGUGUUUGUGUUAAUUUGUCUGAUUUUUUGUCUGAUAUUUCAAAGCAGAUGUAGUCUCUGUCAGAAAACAUAACCCCUUUGUUUUUUGACAGUGUAUCACUCACAGGGAAAGUUGGCAAUGGGAAAUGCAUAAAAAGGGUGUUUCUUGGUGUGUGCAUGAUGUCUUGUCCGACACUUUCCUCCUCGCGGUGGUUACAGCCAUUAAAAUUACAAUACAGAAACCCUCAAUUUCACAGCUGAUGUGCUGAUUUUCUUCAAAAGGUUUUAAAGAAUAUAAGAUUUAUCUGAAAGUAUCACCUGAUGCAUGCCAUCACAAGGUCAAGCAAAAUAAUAGUAAUAAAUAAAACUUUUGUUUGUUUCUUUUUCCGAAUAUUUACCUUGUUUUUUGUUUUAUUUUGAGUGAUACAGAUUGCUGGUUAGAAAUAUUAAAAUCCCUUGUGGAAGCCAGUUGUAGUUAGCAGCAGGUGGUUUAAUAUUUGCCUGUAUCUAAACAGCCGUUUAGGCCAGACAGACUUAUCUGAAUCACAUACAGGGCAGGAAAAGAGAAAGCUGAAUAGUGCGCAUUCGCUGUGUUUUGGAUACAGUUCUUAAGUAAUGUCAGCCCAGACAUAUUAAUGAAUAAUGUUUCUGAGCCCACUGCUAAAAUGAACUAACUUUAAGAAAGCUUCUCAAAGUGUGAGAACAGGAGGUCUGUAAAGAGAGUGCUUGACUUUCAUUUAUCAAGUGAAAGCAGUUUCUUGAAGUCCAGAGUUGACUAAACUGAUUUGAAUACCUCAUCGACCUGUUGCCUAGUGUGCACAUGACGCCAUCUAGCAGAAGUUAAAGGUAGAAAGCUGGAACAUGAAACACGUUGAUGAAGUCUGAAAUGGAUCAGAUUUUUUUCUUUAAACAAAACUGACAUAAAGGAUUAGAUAUGUCCCCCAAAAAAGAAACUUGCAAAAGCAUCAUUUUCAAGGCAAUUAGAGACUAUUCACAUUUUGUUUAAGAGAGCAGAUUGGCAAAACUGCAGUUUCACAGUAAUUCAUUUUCACAUUUCAGUGUAAUGUAUAUUUGUAUCUUUGUUGAGUGUAGGUGAAAACAUUGUAAUUUUCAGUGAUGCGGGGGUCAGAGUUUAACUGCAAUCAGACUAUAGGAAGAAUCGUAUAGUCUUGGUCUGACACUGUAAUAUUUCUCAUUUCAUUGUAUUUAUUUUUAUUUUACAGGCGCGGUGCAUAUCAAGCAACACUUUUGUAAAUACGUCAGAGUUAGCCAAAGGGCUAGUAAUCAUCUGCAGUCCCACACCAGAUGUUAGAGUAGGCUCCCCGGUAAGAAUGAAACAAUUUCUCUCUAAAAAAUGUACAAAGAUACCCUUCCUUUUAAAGAAGUUACUCUAGUUUCUCUGAUUACUUUUCAUCUUGUCUUGGAAUAUGCAAAACUUGCCAUAUCACGCUUUUGGCAGUGACAAAAGAAAAUAACCUUACAAGGGUUUCUUUGGUUGUUAUUGUUUUUCAUUGGUUUAAUUUAAAACCCAACAUUAAAAGGUUAUUAGCAUAUCUCUUUUAAGUUUCUAAUAAUCACAGCUUACAGGUAUUUGACUUACAAAAGUAAAAGUUAAACACAACCAUGAUGGAGACACAAGUGAAGUGGUAUGUGAUGAUUUGUUAAGUCCUAUUUAAAUCUUGAAAUGUUCACUUUAAAUACUGAUUCAGUCAAACUUUGCCAAUGUGUGUGUGUGCAUACCUGUGGUGUAGUCUUGCAAAAAACAUCUCUUCCCUCAAUGAUGUCAGACAUCACUUUGUCUUUGAGCUCACUGUACUCCUCAGUGGUCAAAUUGAUGGUCUCUAAUGCAGACCCACAGCUACUACAUACACCCCUGAAAACACACACAAACAAACAAACAAACAAACUCAGAUCUGUUUCAAAAACACAUUUCCGCCUAUGAAGGUUCAUGCUAAGAUAAAGUGUAAGAAUUACUUUGGGGUUGCAGUGGUCCAACUUCCUGUCCAUUUCUCUCCAGUGAGGCUGAGAACAAAGCGAUUAAGACAGAGUGAAGGAAAUGAGAGGGAAAAAAUAGAAAAGGUUUAAUAUCAAAGCCUUAACCAAUUACAGCAUGAAAUGCUGUAAUCCAGAAACAGUUUAUAUUCAGUUAAAGUUUUAACAACCUUUUAACAAAGUGUUUUUACUAAAGGUCACAUUCACCUGUAGGCUGCUAUACAAAUUUUUCGCACUAUAAGGCACACUUAAAAUUCUUUUGGCUUGUCGUAGCACUGCAGCUACCGCAGCCUCGCAGAGUUAUUGAAUGAGUUAAAUAAAGUGUGACUUAUCUGACUGUCUUGUUUGGCUUAAUGUGCUUUAUAAUCUGGUGCACCUUUCUUAUGAAAAUAGACGCGAAUAGACGCGUUCAUUUAUGGUUCAUUUCCUUAUAAUCAGGUGCGCCUUAUAGUGCGAAAAAUACAGUACCCAUCAUUUUUAUCUAAACUCAUUCACACUUCACAGGGUGCAGCCAGUGGGACCAGGACAUGGGAUUGAACCCAUGACCAUCUGAUUUACAGAUGACUAACUCUACCACUGAGGCCCUGCUAACCCUACAUAGACAAAAUUCACAUACACUAAUCUGCAAUGAAUACUACUGGUUAAUUAGAUGUCUUCUUCACUCAGUGCAUUCUUACUCAUUAAUCUGCUUACAUGUGAAGUACUAAUUACUCACUGCAAAGCAAAUUACUCUACAUUUUUGUGGAAGAGAUGUUCUCCAAAUAAAGAUGAUCAGUGUUAUUAUUAUCAGUAUCAUUAGGAUAAGUGUUGAGUUAAUCUGUGGAUUUCAUCUCACUCUCACUUUUCCACUGGCCCUCACUGUCUCUGACUUCAGCUCUUGUACCUCUCAAACCAAGACUUGAUGCUGCUGGCCAGGCCAAGUUGUGGGUAGAUCUGGUUGUCCCUCAUGCACAGCAAAAUCCCCAGCAGCUUUUCCUUGAUCUCAGACUGAGACCUGGCCUCUGCCUCCCCCUUUUUUUCUUCAUGAGCCUGCUUCUCGCCCUUAAACAGAGCUUCCCAGGUCUCCUGGUUUGGACUUAUACCCUUUUCAAUUAACUCAUCAUAAAGAGCCCAGGCAGUGAUGGUGUCUCCAUGUAACAUUGCUGCUGAGAUUAUAUCACUAUAGUUGCGUUGUGACGGGGUAAAGACCUGUUGGUAUGACAUGAAAUCAAGGUGAUGAUGGGACAUCAUGUUUUUGAGUAAUUUGAUAUUUUCAGGGAAAUUUACAAAAUAAUCUUUCACCUUCUUCAGCUCAUGCAAGAUGUUGAUGGCUUCUCUCCACCUCUCUGUGCGGCUGAAGGACUUGAUAAAGAGGCUGGAGGCUCCUGUCUCCAAAGAUGGAAAACUCUCCUGCAUAAUGCCAUAGACAUCUAACGCCUCACUGUCAUGGCCGCUGUUCACGCACAGCGUCAAGUACCGUAGUAGCAGCUCAUAGGAGAGUGUCCCUGUUUCCAUGGCUACAAAAGUCAGUAGAGAUCUGUGAUGGAGAGGUUCAGUUAACUGUAUUAUCAAACAUACUGUUCACUGCAAGUUCUUUGAGGUAAAUCAACAUGAGAUUGGGAAUAGAAUUGUUUGAGAUUUCACCAAUUUGGCGAAAAAACAAGAAAUGUAAGGACAACUGUCUUCAUCCUCUUACUUGGCUACAUUGAGGUGGGCCCCAGAGUGAAAGAUCACAUUCAUCAUCUGGAUGGCGAAGCGGUUUGGAUUUCCAUAAGUUUUCUUCAGGUUCUUCCACUCAGUAACAGAGAGUGGCUGGUCUGGGGGCUCCAUCCUCCCUUUGAAACAUGUAUACUCCAGUUACUGAAACAGUGAUUUACAACGAUCUCACAGAAACUACUAAUAUUUCAAAACCUUUAUUUAAUUUUUUACACUGACAAAGACUUUUGUUUUAUCAAAAACAAAUACUCGUGCCAUUCCCAGCUUUGACAUCAGCUACAUGCUUCAUGGGACAGGAACACUAAAAAACUAGAACAACUGUACGACACAACAAAAAUUAUACAUUGCUGGGGGAACAUCUACCAUUUAAUAAGGUUCAGCUGCAACAACAUUCGACUUCCAAAACUGUGAAAACUCGCCUCCCUGAUUCCCAAACUCUCAGUGGGUGUUUUCGAAAGAAGAGGUGAUGGACAACACGUCCCCUUCUUAACUUUUCUGAAAUAUUUUGCUGGAAUUAGACCUAAAAUACGCAUGUUCUUUUCAUUAAACAAUAAAAGUGUUCUGUUUUAAUUUUGGACUCUUUUUUGCACUGUUUCCAAAUAAAUUAAGUGUUUAAAUGAUUUGCAAAACAUCCACAUCAGUUCAGAUUGACAUUUUUCAUGGUGUCUCAGUUUCUUUUGGGUUUAUGGUUUUAUUUAACAAGACUUACUGAAGUCAGAUGAGUGUCUGUGUUUGUGUUGUUGUUGUUGAGUCAUUCUAACAUUCAGUUUUUUCUGUACCUGAGAAGUUCUCCUGGUAUAAAAAGCUGUCUCCUUCAGUAGUCUCCUCUGUCUUACCUGCUCUCUUUGUUUUGCUCUCGUCAGACUCCUCCUCCUCACUCAGCUCCUCCUCUUGAGAGACCACAGCAGCUCUCUUCCUCAUGAGAAUCUCUGUGGUCCUCUUGGCUGUCCCAGCAGCAAACACAGAUUUGGGGAAGACAGGCUUCUGACGAAGAGUGACGGACUGGCUUGUCCCCUUACCAACAGCAUCCCAAAACGACCCAUCCCUUUGUCUGGUGGUCCUGUUUUUCAACAAGUCCUGUCUAUUGCUUCUGAAGUCAGUCUGUCUGCCUCCAGUGUUGUGGUUUGAGUCUCUUGUGCACAGAAAGCAUGCUGAGAGGGGCAGCUGUGAUGUCCUUGGUGUGGGUACAGCUGAACUCCCCUGGUAGAGGAAAGGGCUCAUGGGUUUCAAAAAUAUCUUCACUGUCAUUCUCAAAGUGGAGCCCAUCUUUAAAUUUUAAUCUCUGGGCUUUAAAAAACUAAAUGUAAACUACCUUUUACGAAGAUUAAACCCCUUGAGCUAUAAAUCCACUACUGUACAUCAUUAAUCAGUGACCUGAACAUGAAGCUACUAAUCUAACAGUGUUAAGCUCCAGCACAACAAAGCUAAAAACUCCUCGCUUGUUGGCUCAGUACGAAAUAGACAAAUCUGAAACGCGGUCAAUAGUAUCCCUUUAUAUUCAGUCUGAAUGAAGAAAACAGCCUCUGUAACCGCAGUCAAAAAACUUCAACAGCAUGCUGAACUGGAGUCGCAGACGUGACGUCAUCAACAUUUGACAGCUGCGUUUGGGAGCAGCGUCAUGUGACUGAAGGUCAAGAGAGAAAACCCGGAAAUGAAGGACAAUUUCAAAAUAAUACUCAAAUUUUAUUGCUCUAACGGAAAAGAAAUAUGCUUGAAAACUUUAAAAACUUUGGGAAUUAUGGUUAAAUACAAAUUCUGUCUUGUCUCCGAGGUAUGUUGUUUCUGUGCCCGAUUUCUUAACUUGCAGGUGAGACAGACCAUAAAACCAUCAGAUUUGUGGGAAGUAGUAGGCCUAGGCCUAAUUACUUUUGGCCCUAUUUUGGUGUCUACAACAUAGACUGAGAGAUGGCCUCGCAAAAUAUUAAACACAUUCCCCCUGGAUAGAUGCAGAGUCUGAAUCACUCUGAACACUAAUGCUGUUGUUUAUAUUGCAACAGUUAGCUUGAAAAAUAUACUUUUACAUACUUGCAUAUCUUUCUACUCAAUCCCAAAUAGGUAAAAGUGAGUAUGGGCGAGUGGGGUAAGAUGAGCCAUUUUUCAUAUUUCAGAUCACUACAUCAAGGCAAUCAUAGUUUUGUCUCUAACUAGUGUAUCUGCAUAUGUUUCAAGAUGUUGUGCAUCCCUGAAAACCAACAGAAUGAGUGUAAACAUAACUGUCUUGAUAAUAUAGCACGCCAAAAAAGUGGUCUCCUAUGGUCAACUUACCCCGUUUAUGGGGUAAGUUGAGCUGUGUCCCUACUACCCCCACCCCCGCACCCCAGCCCUUGCUCGCAUGCCUUCUCUCUCCCUAAAUAACAGUCACUUCUUCACAGUCAUGUGUAUUUUUAUCUAUUAUACACUAUUCAACUGGUACAAUAAUUCUUUUUAUUAUUAUUGCAUAUAACUGCUAAAAAGCAGUUUUGUAAAAAGACAUUGUAAAAUGAGAAUGUCUUUAAAUGAUUCAGAACAUUCACAGCUGUAUUUUUGAAAAGAAAUGUAACACAUUUCAACAAUCUGAACUGAAACUCUGAUCCUCUCAUCAGACUUCUUUACUUUCUCACUUCAGCCCCGGGCUCAACUUACCCCUGAACUAACAUGAUGACUUUAUAAGUCCUCUAAGCUAAAAUGGUGGACUUUUAUGCUAGGUUUUUGACCUCAUAUUUUAGCUCAUAGAUACCACAAUUGAUGUAAAACAAAUUUAAAAUGAUUUUUUUUUUUGUCUGAACACAAUUCCAAUCAAACUUAUGACAGACUAAAUUCACUUUUAAGAGUGAAAAAUGUAUUUUUGGAGAUAAAUGUCUAACCCCUUCACCCAUAUGCUUCUAACCUUCACAGACUUCAUGAAUUCAUGCCCAUCUCCUAAUUAUUUGGUCACAUGAUCAAUUUCUUUUACCAUUUCCAAGCAACAGGGGGUGGUUCAACUUACCCAUUGGCUCAACUUACCCCAAUCUCCUCCAUUCAGUUCUUUAGGAAAAACUUAAGUACUUUGUAAUUCUAGUUUGUACAGACAGAGUCGAGCUUUUAUUUUGAAAUACCAAACGUCCAACCGGGGUUACAUUCUUACUUUCAUGGCAGCUUGAUGUUUUUCCAUUUUGUGAUAGAUAUAUUGAUUGUUGCCUACUUUAGGAAUAAAAAGGUUACGCAAUGAGACAUUAAAUCCACUUUUAGCAGAAAUGGCCCAAGAACAGCAGCCUCACUGGUCGGAUAUUUUGAAAAGGAGACUCGCAAACUCAAAAAAAGGUGAGAGCAAAUCAAACCGACGUUACUUGAACACUAGCUAACACUGGCUAACUUUGUAUACUCAGCUGCUCAGAGUGAUUAUAUCAAUACUAACGUUAAAGUUUUGAUUGAUUUUCUUUAUAUUAUACAGACGAGAGGAGCGAUGAAGAAAAGAAAACAGAAGAAACAGAGCUGUUCACCAAAUAUUACACGGAGUGGAGAGGAGGGGGAGACAGAGACAAGACCUACAAGAAGAUACCACGAUUUUACUACAGAGUAUGAACUGAAAAUGUGACCUUUUUAGAACAAGUUUAUACUGGUGUUCACGGUGUUAUUGUGUUUGAGAGCAGACUAAGCUGUCAAACUCUUAAGGCUGAGGACUGUUUUCACCCCCCUGGUUGUUUUCUAUGGUAUCUCUGUAUGGACCUGACAGCAGCAGCUGUGGUCUGACCUGUCUUAAAAAGUUUGCAAGAUUACACACCAUUAUUAUUAUUAUUUUACAUGAUACUGCCCUUACAUUAGAUUAUCCUUGAGGUCUAAGUUUGUAGAGUUUUUUCAAAUGUCACAGGUUUGCACCACAGCACCACAAGUUAAGUCAUGACUUUUAGUGUUUUAUGGGUCCAUAUUGGCUUUUAGUGCCACUACGGAUGUUAUUAAUGGAGCACUAUUUCUACAGUGUUAAAACAAGGAGCAAGCUCUGAAAAAGCUGUGAGGUUAUGUUUCUAUUAUAAAAUGAGGAGGUAUUACACAACUACUCCAACAUAUGAACUUUAUGAAGUAACAGUUACAGCCCAUCAGCUGUGUCCACAUGAGAGACAGGGAUGAAAACCAAACAAGGCAACCUGAGUGUUAUCUUAAAAAUGCUGAUGAUGAUUAUCAGCUUGUUAUUGAUUUGCAUUUUGCAGCUUCAAACAGAUGUGUGAAGAUAAUAGUCAGCUGGCUUAUGAUGAAUAUUUUGCACCAUUAAGAUAACUCUGUUGAAGAUGAUGACGAUGAUGUUCAUUAUGAUGAUGGUGUUGUUCUGCAGUUACCAGCAGAGGAUGAAAUUUUGCUGCAGAAACUGAGAGAGGAAUCCAGAGCUGUCUUCUUACAGAGAAAGAGCAGAGAGCUGCUGGAUAAUGAGGAGCUUCAGGUGAACAACACACAUGCUGAUAUAGUCAAUAUAACAACAUAAUGACACACCUUUGCACAGAGGGUGUAUGUUGUGUGUCUGUUAAGGGUGAAAUCUGUAUCUUUUAUUUGCUUUUCUGCAGAACCUGUGGUUUCUGCUUGAUAAACACCAGGUUCCUCCUGUGAGUGGAGAGGAGGCCAUGAUCAGUUAUGAAGCCUUCCUGCAGGUGGGCGAGAGGGCCGGACCAAAGUGCAUGUAAGUAAAAGGAAGUCAAUGUUUACUGGCACCUCCACAGUACGGUAAAAUCCCCUUUGCUUGACUUCCUUUAAAAGCACAUUUUUGUGCCAAGGGUUCAUCCUUGAUCAAAGGUUGUCUUGAAAAAUUCCCCCUAUAACAGGGAUUUUAUAUCCACCUCAUGUCUCAACUGAUGGGAAACUUGGCAUGAACAAAUAAAUUCUGUUUUCAUUGCUUCAUAAACUUUUGAAUCAGGAUGUGGAUACUGAAGAAGAAGGUUUCAAUAGGUGUCUACUAUCAACUUUUAAAAGUUUGGAUGUUAAAACAGGAAGUUUCUUCAUCUUCAGAUAUAGGGGGAAAUCUGACUUUUUCAUGUUAUGCCAGAUUUGUGUUUCAAAAAGUCUUAAAAUUUACAAUGCAACAAAGCUGAACCCAGGGAAGGAAAAGUGCAGUCAGAAGAUUAGUGUUUUCUUCAGCAAAUAUUCACUAAAUAGUGACGCUUUCAUUGUUAACAGGAUGAGAUUUUGCCCACAGGGGUCCCCAAAAAUGGACACAAAUUCCUCACUGCAGCUUUAAGACAAUGAACAAUGUUUCUCUCUUCAUGUCCUCUAUGUCCUUCAGCAAAUUUUUCACAGCCAGAGUCUAUGCCAAGCUGCUCCACAGCGACCCUUAUGGCAGGAUCUCCAUCAUGCAGUUCUUUAACUACGUCAUGAGAAAAGGUUAACUGAUUUGCUUUUUUGUCUAUCAUAUUUUUUAGAAUUAUUUAGCAGUGAACACAGCCUGUUUUUGAAGGUUAAAAGGUUAUAAUUCACAUCUAUUGAACAGAUUAAGUCCUAUAUUGAUCUUUCCCAUCAACAUAAAAGCUUUAGUAUGUCAGAUGUUAUACAAUUUUCUGAACUGAACGUGUUCAUUCUCUUUGUUCAUCUAGUAUGGCUCCAUCAGACACGGAUCGGUCUGAGUCUGUACGAUGUUGCAGGACAGGGCCACCUCAGAGAGUCGGUGAGUGUUUCCAUCAGUAACCACACCCUUUAAAUGUAUGAACAGCUGGUUGGAUGACUGUUGCUAAUGCUUCUUAUUCUGUGUAGGAUCUAGAAAACUACAUCCUGGAGCUCAUCCCUACUUUGCCUCAGCUAGACGGGCUGGAGAAAUCGUUCUACUCCUUCUAUGUCUGCACUGCAGUUCGAAAGUUCUUUUUCUUCCUCGACCCACUUAGGACAGGUAAGACUGAGGGUCAAAGCGCAAGGGCAGUCGCCACUUUCUAAAUAGAUUGUUAAUCAUUGUUAAAAGUUAAUGUUUUGAAUGAAGACAUUAAAUGUUUGGCCCAAGAAAGCUGACUUUCUCUGCUGAUAGAGUAGUGUCUGCAUGUUUCAGGAUUCAGUGCACAGAAGUAACCAUCCAGCCUUUGCUCGGCUUUAUUUCUUCAGCCUAUUUUGACCCAGUCCAGUAUCUUGAAAUCACUUUUUGUCUUUUUCUUGCAUAGUUUCUCAGCUAGAGUGCAAGUACAAUAACAGUGUAGACCAUGAUUUGAUGUUUGGAUAGCCUGUAGUUCUUUAUGGCAACAAAAUGCUGACACCAUUGGCUGGGAACAACUGCAUUUGAAAAAUACUGAGAGCAGGAAGAAACAGUAUUCACUAACCUAACUGUAAUCAACACAGAUAAAGUUGAAAAUAUGUGAAAUGUCCUUUAAAUAAAGGUCUUUUUUGUUUCUCUCUAAAGGAAAGAUAAAAAUCCAGGACAUACUGGCCUGCAGCUUUCUAGAUGACUUAUUGGAGGUAGGUUUUUUAUAUGGAUAUGGAUUUUUUUCACUUAAUGCUUGGCUGCAUAGUCCAACAUAACCCCUCACUCUCUCUUAUUCUCCCUCUUUGUGCUCUCAGCUGAGAGAUGAAGAGCUCUCCAAAGAGAGUCAGGAGUCCAACUGGUUCUCUGCCCCCUCAGCUCUCAGAGUCUAUGGUGAGUAAACAGAAAACGUCUGUUUCAGUGCGCAUAAACGUGUUUGUGGGUGUCUGUCAUGCAUGUUUUUAAUUAUUUGUGUACCCACAGGUCAGUACCUCAACCUGGAUAAGGACCACAACGGCAUGCUGAGCAAAGAGGAGCUCUCACGUUACGGCACAGCCACACUCACCUCCGUCUUUCUGGACAGAGUGUUUCAGGAGUGCCUCACCUAUGACGGAGAAAUGGUAUGAUCAGCUCUAACUCUCUGCUGCCCUAGAAAGAUAUAGGGUUGUCGUUUAAUAUCUCACCAGGAUGCAUGUUGAUGUUCAACUUUGACCAAAGUCCUAAGGUUAAUCUUGAGUAGCUCAUUGAAUGUAAACUCUCAGGACAGCAAACAUGUACAGUUUCAAUCCCCCUCAUAUUAUAGAAUUUUUGGUGAUCAUUUUGUAGACUCUAGUGUGCUGAAUUGACUACACAAAUGAUUGUUGUUCUUUCUCUUCCUCCUCAGGACUAUAAGACCUAUCUAGACUUUGUGCUGGCGUUGGAGAACAGGAAGGAGCCAGCAGCGUUACAGUACAUUUUUAAACUUCUCGACAUGGAGAAUCAAGGAUACCUCAACGUCUUCUCCCUCAACUAUUUUUUCAGGGUACCACCUUCACAUCUGUGACACAAACAUAUGUACCAAAAUAUCUAACAAGACUCAACCAAAAUAUCUCAUUUAGAUUGACCUACAGUAUCUCCCAUUAAAAUUCACUAUAUUAUCUUUGGCUUCCUCAGAAAUACUUUCAUUAACUCUUUUCUCUUACGUUUAUAUACUUGGAACUCUAUUUUCUUUUAGGUCCUCUAUAUAACCUUAAAAUCAUUUAAACCCAGAAUCUGUCCCAUAGAUUCGAACUGUUCUCAAACACCCGUGACUUUCUGAUGUUGAGCUGUUUGUAUGGAGGUGUAUAUAACCCUGUUAACGGCAGUGUUGUAUGCUUUGUUGAUCAGGCCAUUCAGGAGCAGAUGAAAAUCCACGGUCAGGAGCCUGUCACCUUUCAGGAUGUCAAGGUAUGUUUGUGCAGUAUGCAAAAUUCAAUAGAAAUGCUGUUUUAACAAGUACACAACCAUGAUCACCAUCUCUGUCUACUCAGGAUGAGAUCUUUGACAUGGUGAAGCCCAAAGACCCCUAUAAGAUCACUCUGCAGGACUUGGUAAACAGCUGCCAGGGUGAUACCGUGACCAGUAUCCUGAUCGACCUCAAUGGCUUCUGGACCUAUGAGAACAGAGAGGUGCUGGUUGCCAAUGACAACGACACCAGCAACACAGCUGAUCUUGAUGACACCUGAAGAUGAUUUCAAGGCAUUCCUGUCACCAGAGGGUCUCGGCUGCGGUCCCAGCCUGAAAUUCUCGAGUCCUACUGAACUGAAUUCACUUCCUGCUGGUUCACGUGCACUUCUGGUUAAGCUGAAUCUAAAUGUUACAGUUUCAACACCUCAAGAAGAUGAAAAGAGUGAGGUGGAGACAGAAUGAGCUGUUUUGAAGGUGCAGUGCCAGAUGUAAUGUUGCCUCUUUUUCCUGUAAAGAAAACUGAUCUCUCUUUUGUCACUGACCUUUUCAUUAAAUUUAACCUUUUCCUACAACACCUAAAUGUGUCAUUUUUUCCCUUUUACCAUAAAAAC
Molecule: messenger RNA, 17640 nt
Organism: Xyrichtys novacula (pearly razorfish)
Lineage: Eukaryota; Metazoa; Chordata; Actinopteri; Labriformes; Labridae
Source: the annotation of a GenBank genome assembly